CCUUUAUUUGCAAAUGUGCAAAACACUCUACAAACUAAUAUCAUAUCCCCUCUCCGUCCCUAAAAUCGCCGCACUUAUUUUUAAAAAUUUAUUUGAAAAGAUGGGAAGUAAUUUUGUAGAAGUGAAAGAAACCACAGUUAUUACCCCAGCAGAGCCUACCCCAAACUGCAUUCUUUCUCUCUCAACCCUUGAUUCUCAGUUCUUCAUACGCUUCCCUAUUGAAUAUUUGUUGAUCUACAAUCCUGUCCCUGGAAUUGAUCGCAAGCAAUUCAGUACUCGUGUUAAGUCUGCUUUAGGUCAAGCCUUGGUACAAUUCUAUCCUCUAGCGGGUCGGGUCCAAGAAAGUGGUGAAGGGUCGACCCUUCAGAUCGUGUGCCAGGCCCAAGGUGUUGUGUUUGUAGAGGCUGUUUCCGGGUAUAAAGGGCCCGACUUUGAGGAAGCCCCACGCUACGUGAUGGAGUGGCGAAGCCUCUUAUGCCCACACGUGGACGACGUUUUGAAGGGGGACCCACCCCUUGUUGUUCAACUCACGUGGCUUGAUGACGGGGCGGUGGCGAUUGGGUUUGGGUUUAUCCAUUGUGUGUGCGACGGGAUUGGGAGCGUUGAGUUCAUCAACUUGUUCGCUGAGUUAACUCGUGGGGAAUCUGUUAGUGGGCCGAAGCCUGUUUGGGAUCGUCACUUGCUUAACUCGUCCCCUUCUAGUGAGCCCAAAAAGAUUGUUUGUGUUAACUCAAUGAGUCAUCCCGAAUUUAGCCGAGUUCAGGAUUGUUGUGAGUUCUUAGCUAGAUUCUCUAGUGAGACAUUGGUCCCGACUUCAAGGGUCUUUGUUAAGGUUCAGAUUGAUCAACUCAAACAACAAGCUAACCGACACAAUAGGUCAACAAAAUAUACAUCGUUUGAGGUUGUUUCGGCCCAUAUUUGGAGAUGUUGGGCCAAAUCGUUAAACAUGCCAUCAAAUCAAGUCCUAAGGCUCUUUUUUAGUGUCAAUUUCCGAAACCGGAUAGAACCGGGUUUACCCGAUGGGUUUUAUGGAAAUGCGAUUGCACUAGCUUGUGCGCAAACCACGGUUGAAGACUUAACCGAGAAGGAUUUAGGCUAUGCUUCAGAUUUAAUAAAAAACGCAAAAGAAAGGGUGGAUGGUAAUUAUGUAAAAGAAGUGAUCGAGUUGGUGAAUGAGAAUCGGUUGAGUCCUGACUCAGUAGGGGUGUUGAAUUUCACCCAAUGGUCAAGGAUUGGGCUGGAAAGGGUUGACUUUGGGCUUGGAAAACCGGCCCAUGUAUUGUGCACUUGUACUGGUAAUUGUUGUAUGUUAUUGCCAGUUCAUAAUCAAAGCCAGGCAAUAAGGGCGAUGUUAGCUGUCCCUACCAGUGCAGUUGAGAUGUAUCAUCAUUUAUUAACAAAACUCAUUAAUUAGUUGAUGAGGUAUUGAUCUAUUAGAUGGAGAGCUUGUAUUGAUAGGUUAUGAGUUUGAAUCUUUCUCCCUAUUUACAACAAUUUGUAUUAACGUUAUGGUGCUCGUGUGUGGGUUUUUUUUUUUUUUUUUUUUUUUUAAUAUAAUUAAAGUUUGG
Spinacia oleracea (spinach) is the source of this 1568-nucleotide messenger RNA. Its product is annotated as alcohol acyltransferase 9-like. The record is from RefSeq and is a predicted model, not a curated record. The transcript has a single exon. NCBI's taxonomy places the organism in Eukaryota, Viridiplantae, Streptophyta, Magnoliopsida, Caryophyllales, Amaranthaceae. The coding region runs from base 14 to 1414 and encodes 466 amino acids.